Molecule: messenger RNA, 1845 nt
Organism: Cydia fagiglandana
Lineage: Eukaryota; Metazoa; Arthropoda; Insecta; Lepidoptera; Tortricidae
Gene: Cth
Product: cystathionine gamma-lyase
Exons: 8
Coding region: 141-1325 (394 amino acids)
Biological process (GO): transsulfuration
Cellular component (GO): cytoplasm
Molecular function (GO): carbon-sulfur lyase activity; pyridoxal phosphate binding
Source: RefSeq, a predicted model, not a curated record
AAUCAGUCAGUCAUUUUGAAAGGAGAAGGCGUGCGUUCCGGCCGGUGUGCUAGUUAUUCUCAAAAUAGAAUUAUCGUAAUUUAAGACGAUAAUAUUUAAAGUUUUAAAUAAUUCUCGAGUAAUUUUAUCAAAUACAAAAGAUGGCAGAACAGGGUUUCUUGAAACAAAAACCUGGUUUCGCGACUCUCGCUAUUCACCACGCACAAGAACCGGAACAAUGGAGUUCGUCUGCCGUUGUUGUACCCAUCGUCACAUCCACAACGUUUAAACAGCCGGCGCCCGCUGAACAUACGGGUUUUGAGUACGGUAGGUCAGGAAACCCAACGCGGAAUGUUCUUGAAGAAUGCCUAGCCGCACUAGAGGGCGGAAAGCACGGCUUCACCUUUGCCUCGGGCCUGGGAGCUACGACCACACUUUUGGGCCUGCUUAAAUCGGGUGACCACAUUAUUUCCGGCGACGAUGUAUAUGGCGGCACCAACAGAUUGUUCAGAAACGUAGCAGCCGCAAUGAAUAUAGAAACAACAUUCGCCGAUUUCACAAAGCCUGAAGAAGUUGAUAAGGCAGUCAAGGAAAAUACAAAGAUGGUGUGGUUAGAAACCCCAACGAACCCCAACCUGAAGAUCGCCGACAUCGCCACCGUAGUCAAAGCCGUGAAGAGCCACGGAGAGCACAUAAUGGUAGUCGUGGACAACACUUUCCUGACUCCAUACCUCCAGAGGCCGUUAGACUUCGGUGCUGAUGUAGUCAUCUAUUCACUCACGAAGUAUAUGAACGGGCACUCUGACGUCAUCAUGGGGGCCGCGAUUAUAAAUGAUGACGAGCUCGCAGCGAGGCUCAGAUUCCUACAAAACGCAAUGGGCGUGGUGCCAUCCCCGUUCGACUGCUACCAAGUGAACCGCAGUUUGAAGACGCUGGCUCUCCGCAUGGAACAGCAUAAGAAGUCUGCGCAGAUCAUAGCCGAGUGGCUGGAGAAGCACCCGAAGGUCACGGAAGUUAUGCAUCCAGGUCUAAAAUCUCACCCACAACACGAGCUGGCGAAGAAACAGAUGUCGGGCCAUUCUGGGGUGUUCAGUUUCAAGCACACGGGCGGUCUGCAGGAGUCCAGGAAGUUCCUGCAGAGCUUGAAGGUGUUCACGCUGGCCGAGAGCUUGGGCGGAUACGAGAGUUUGGCUGAGCUACCGUCAGUGAUGACGCACGCGUCCGUGCCAGCCGCGCAGCGCGCCGAGCUCGGCAUCACCGACUCGCUCAUCCGCCUCUCCGUGGGCCUCGAGGACACGGAAGACCUCAUCAAGGACCUGGACCACGCCUUUAAUGUUAGCUUCUGAUCAUACUAACAUUGGUACCUUAUGGGGCCUUUUACAUGGUAUGAGAUUCUCGUGUUGAACAUACUAUUAACGUAACACACGAAAAUAUACCUAUUGCAAUGAAAAUUACAUGCAUGAUAUCGCAUCUUGAAAUAAGUACGAUACAUUGCCUUUUAUAGGUACUUAAAUGUCGGCUUGGUAAGUAAAUCGUAUUCCUUACGAGUGUCGUAUGUUGUGCCAAUAAUCCAUUAAUUUUAAUUUUUGACAUAAAUGUAAACAGUUUUGUUAGAUAAUCGCCUAGUAAUUACGGCCUACGGCAGUGUAAUAGGUUUCGCCCAAAAUCGUACGAGAAACUCUCACCAUGUAAAUGGAUCCUGUAAGUUUUAACUGCAAUUCUGAACAGUGUGAUACUUAGUGCGUAAACACUAUCACUGAACCGCUAUAACAACAAAUACUAAAAACAGAAUAAAAUAAAGAUUUAAAUGGGGCUCCCAUACAACAAACGUGAUUUUUGACCAAAGUUAAGCAACGUCGGGAGGGG